UUAUGAACCCUCAACCCCUUAGAGUAAUCCAAGUACGCGCCUAGGCUUGCAUGCCUUGCACUUUCCAGGUGGUCUGUUAGCAGUAAGUUAGAGUAAGCAAAUUGUUAUCUUGUUUAGCUCGUAAGUCAUUUUGGUCGUUGAAUAUAUCAGAUCGAUUUAGCAUGCGCUUCUGCUAAGACGUGUCUCGUUUUAAUUAAAUAAUUAGUUUUUAAAAACCUUCCGAUCGCUCCCGCAAUCUUGACUGGCGCAGCCGAUUCGGUAGGAUAACUGAAUUAUCCCGUGAAAAUUCGGUUAUAGAACUCUUACCGGUUUUCCGCGCGUUCCGGGAAACGCGCCGCGGAUAGUGUUAACAGUGUCCUACUGCGAACCAAACAAAUGUGUCAAGGCGGAAGGAUUAUACCGACCGGCUGGUGAGUACAACUUUUCACCUCCUGUCCAAAUUCCCUCUACAAGUAAAAUUUCUUGGGUUAUCUUGAGAUAAGAACUCUCUCAUUAUAACGUUAUCUAUGUAUAGUUAGAAAUAUUAGUACUUACUAAAAUUUGUAAUAUAUAUAUACCUAUAAAUACUUGUGUUAUAAAUAAGAUUAAAAUUUAAACUUAGACUAAGUGAAUUGUGUAAUAAAAUAUUCAAAAUGCCUGAUCAGGUAGGCAUGGAGAGUAUAACGCUCAUUCCGGGCGAAGUACUAAAGAUCAUACCCAUCUUUAAUGGGGAUAAACGCAUAUUAAAUUUGUUUUUGGCUAAAAGCGAAUAUAUUAUAGAAAGAUUUAGAGGUAAUGAGGCCCAAGACACAUAUAUCAUGCAUGCUAUAACCAGUAGACUAGCAGGUGAUGCUGCUGCCCUUGUAAGUGAGAGGCAGGAUAUUAUGCACUGGGAUAAUUUUAAGGAAUUACUCGUGCAACAUUUUGGAGACCCGCGAAACGAAGAGUGUAUUGCCAUAGAAUUAGAAACUCUCAAAAUUAAUCCUAACGAAAGCUAUCUUGAUUUUUGCAACAGGAUCCAGUCAGUGCGUUCUAUUUUAAUUUCAAAGGUAAAUAGAAUCGAAGACGCGAACAUAAAAAAUAGUAAAAUUGCUAUUUACACCAAUACGUCACUCAACGUAUUUUUGUAUAAUCUCCCCGAAAAUAUGGUGCGCAUUGUUCGCCUUAAAGCCCCCGCUACUUUGGAAAAAGCAUUGGAAAUUGUAUUGGAGGAGGUCAAUUUCCACGAUCAGUAUGUUAUGCGUAAUAAAAUGACUCUUCCUAGCUCUAUGGUAAAGUCUCAGAACACACUAGUAACAACGCCCACACAAAAACUCGACGCAAAGCUUAUCAGUUAUGGCCAACUCCAGCCAACCGGCCUUAGACCGAUAUUACCCACCGGUUACACCCCUCGAUUUAAUAAUAGUAUGGCAGUCCAAUCAUUUAAUAAUCAACCCUAUGGCUACAGGCCGCAGUUAGGGAACAGCAAUCCACAAAUUGGGUAUAGGCCACCACAGCCACAAUUUGGCUACAAGCCUCCGCAAUUCGGAUACAAACCCCCGCAGUUCGGAUACAAACCCCCGCAGUUCGGCUAUAGACCACAGUUUGGUAUGACAACUGCACAAAAAUUCGGAAAUAAUAAUCCUCAACAAAUUGGGUACAAACCCACAGUCCCUAUUUGGAACAAGCCCGCGGCCGCACCACAGCAUGUUUAUUCAAACGAUGUGUCGAUGAGAACCGCACCUCAGAGACCUAACCAGGGUUUUAAAUUAAAUGAACUGUGCCUCUACGAAGAGGACCAAUACCAACCAAAUUAUUACAACCCGGAGCAGUACGUCUACCUAGACGAUGUACCUGCAGAACAAGUACAUCAUCCAGAUAUCGAAGGUGGUGUCUGGUCACCCUGACCCUGAUCACGUUGAGCCAGGCCCAUCAUCUGCUCAAAAUUGAGAAAAACCCAGGCGUACUACCCGUUAAACGAGGCCAUGCUUAUAAGCAGGAAGAUAAGUGGAUUAUUAUUAAAGUGUUAGAUUUAAGCGACUUAUACAAAGAUUUAGUUUUUAACAUAGAUAAGUAUAAUGAGUUUUCUAAAUUAGUAGAUAUAAACAAACCAAAUGCAUAUGA
Messenger RNA from Plutella xylostella (diamondback moth), 2082 nucleotides. NCBI's taxonomy places the organism in Eukaryota, Metazoa, Arthropoda, Insecta, Lepidoptera, Plutellidae. The record is from RefSeq and is a predicted model, not a curated record.